AUGGACCCCAGAAACCAAACAGAUGUUUCAGAGUUUCUUCUCAUGAGAUUGACAGAGGAUCCAGAACUGAAGACCAUCUUCUUCAGACUGUUCCUGUCCAUGUACCUGGUCACUGUCCUGGGAAAUCUGCUCAUUGUCCUAGCUGUCAUCUCUGACUCCCACCUCCACACUCCCAUGUAUUUCUUUCUCUCCAAUCUGUCCUUCACAGACAUCUGUUUGAGCACAACCAUGAUCCCAAAGAUCCUGGUGAACAUCCAGACUCAGAAUCAGAGAAUCUCUUAUUCAGGUUGCAUCACCCAGAUCUGCUUUGUCCUGACUUUUGUUUGUUGGGAAAGUUUUCUCCUUUUGGUAAUGGCCUAUGAUCGCUAUGUGGCCAUUUGUCACCCACUGAGAUAUACAGUCAUCAUGAACCCCCAGCUCUGUGGUCUGCUGACCCUACUCUCCUUGUUCAUUAGCAUUGCAGAUGCCCUACUCCACAGUCUGAUGGUGCUGCAACUGUCCUUCUGCACAGACCUGGAAAUCCCCCUCUUCUUCUGUGAAGUUGUUCAGGUCAUCAAGCUGGCCUGUUCUGAUACCCUCAUCAAUAACAUCCUGAUCUAUCUUGCAGCUGGGGUACUUGCUGGUGUUCCCCUUUCUGGAAUCACUUUCUCUUACAUUCAAAUUGUUUCCUCUAUUUUGAGAAUGCCAUCAUCAGGUAGAAAGAACAAAGCUUUUUCCACCUGUGGGUCUCACCUCUCAGUUGUAUCCUUGUUCUAUGGGACAGCUUUUGGGGUGUAUAUUAGUUCUGCAGUUACUGACUCUUCCAGGAAGACUGCAGUGGCUUCCUUGAUGUACACUGUGGUCACUCCCAUAAUGAACCCCUUCAUCUACAGCCUGAGGAACAGAGACAUGAAAGGAGCUUUGAAGAAACUCAUUAGUAAGGUACUUAGAUUUUUGUGA
This is a messenger RNA of Phacochoerus africanus (Common warthog), 939 nucleotides long. Its product is annotated as olfactory receptor 7G1-like. Gene Ontology annotation, molecular function: olfactory receptor activity; G protein-coupled receptor activity. The record is from RefSeq and is a predicted model, not a curated record. Lineage: Eukaryota; Metazoa; Chordata; Mammalia; Artiodactyla; Suidae. Gene Ontology annotation, cellular component: membrane. The transcript has a single exon. Bases 1 to 939 code for a protein of 312 amino acids. Gene Ontology annotation, biological process: G protein-coupled receptor signaling pathway.